This is a messenger RNA of Leptidea sinapis, 2735 nucleotides long. RefSeq names its product putative nuclease HARBI1. The transcript is spliced from 2 exons. The coding region runs from base 1550 to 2578 and encodes 342 amino acids. Lineage: Eukaryota; Metazoa; Arthropoda; Insecta; Lepidoptera; Pieridae. The record is from RefSeq and is a predicted model, not a curated record.
UGCUAAAUAUUGACGACGUAGAUGUAGUGGAGGAUCACCACAUUCUACUUGAAGAGCAUUGAUAGGACUUGACCGCAUAGCACCAGAAACUACUCGUAAAGCUUUGUACUGUAUGAGAUCUAGUUUUUUAAAUGUCUUAACACUACCAAGCUCCAGCAAGAAUGUACCAAAAUACUUCUUAUAAGAGCAUUAUAUAACAAUUUUAUGCAAAAAGGGUGCGCACCCCACCAAACACCUGACAGACAUCUUAAAAUAUUAAGAGUACGCUCACAUUUAGCAUUUAGGUAAUCACAAUGUGGGAUACCAGUUAGUUUCGAAUCUAAGACAAUUCCCAAAAACUUAACAUUAUCUUUAACUGGAAUCUGAUAACCCUCAUAAAAUAUAGAAAUAGGAGGAGGAGUUCUUGAUCUCGUGAAUAAAACUAUUGUACUUUUUUCAGGUGAUAGAUCAAGGCCAUUUAAGUCCAACCAAGUUUUUAAAUUUAUCAGCGGUUGUGUUAUAGAAGAACUAGCUUUUUCAAUAGAAAUAUCACGACAGUAAAUUAAUAGAUCAUCAGCAUACUGAAGAACAUUUACACAAUUAAGUGAUGAUUUUAAAUCGUGUGUAUAAAUAUUAUACAAUAUUGGGCUAAGUACUGAUCCCUGGGGGAGGCCCUUUGAAACAAGUCGACUUCCUGUCAUCUAGUUUCAGGAUUAUGUAUCUUUCGGAAAGCAUGUUUAUGAUAAAAUUUGUUAAUAGCAGAGGUAUAUUAAGUUGUAAAAGCUUGCUCUUUAAAAUACUUAUUACGACAUUAUCAUAGGAACAAUUUAUAUCUAAGAACGCAGCUAUUACUGAUUUAUUAUUUGAAAAUGAUAAUUGAAUAUCAGAAAUGAAUAUACUUAAGCUAUCAAUAGUACUUUUCCCACGUCUGAAACCGAAUUGGGAUUCACAUAAUAGACCGUUAUGCUCAACAAACCAUUCUAAACGAUUUUUUAUAAGAUGUUCUGUAAUUUUCAUCAAAACAGAAGAAAGUGCGAUUGGGCGAUAGGCAGAAUGGUCUGCAGAACACCUAUUAGGUUUCAGUACGGGAAUUAUUUCUUGACGUUUCCACGCGGAGGGGAUGUUACCAGAUGUCACUAUGGAAUUUAUAAGAGAUAAAUAAUAAAAUAAAGCAUCAUCAUCUAAAUGAGAGAUAAAGGAAUACGGAAUACCGUCCAGUCCAGGAGCAGAAUCCUUAACAUGAGACAAUACACCUUUUAGUUCAGUGAGAGAAAAUAUACUGUUUAAACCAAAACAGUUAUCAUUAUUUAUAUUUAUUACAGGGUAACCAAUUAUUAACACCCAUAUUCUAAGUCGUAAACUCAUGAUUUCCUCGACUCGACUCAACCUCACUGAGGGGUUUUCAUAUUCACAGUUGUAAUUUUUGUCCUUACCUCAAACACCUUCCUCACUCGAGGUGAGUUUGAGUCGAGGAACCAACUGUCAAAUGUAAGGUUGAUCGCCAUCUACCUUGAGGAAGUUUAUAAGUAAUUGUUAGCUACAAAAGACAUUAUUUCAUUAAUUUUUUAUAAUGUCUUUCGAAAGUUUUAUUGAAUAUAUGUACGAUAGUCCUUACGACUACUUAUCGCGACGAUAUUUACGAGAUGCAGAAAAUCCGAUGGAAAUUUAUGAUGAAAAUGAAUUUCGAAUAAGAUUCCGCUUCACCAAAAAUAUUGUGGCAAGCUUUUUGUUACCCCUGCUCUUCCAAAAUACUGGAGACAGCAAGCGUGGAUUGCCGAUUCCACCAGUGAUCCAAAUGCUAGCAGCCUUACGAUUUUACGCAACUGGAAACUUUCAAAUUGUUUGCGGCGACUUGCACCAAAUAAGUCAAUCAGUCGUUUCAAAGAUUGUGGCCAAUGUAUCGAAAGCUUUAGCUUUAAAAAUAAGGCGCUUCAUUAAAUUUCCUGACGUCCCUGAGCAAGCUAAUGUGAAGAUUCAAUUUCAUCGUGUUGCUGGAUUUCCUGGGGUUAUUGGAUGCAUUGAUUGUACCCAUAUUCCAAUAAAAAAUCCAAACCGACAAAACGGCGAAGUAUUUCGCAAUCGUAAAGGUUGGUUUUCAAUUAAUGUGCAAAUAGUAUGUGGCCCUCGGAUGGAAAUAUAUGAUAUCGUAGCACGCUGGCCUGGAUCUGUCCAUGACUCUAGAAUAUUUAAUAAUAGCAGGUGUUAUAUGAGAUUUGAAGAAGGGGAAAUUGCAGGUUUACUGAUUGGUGAUAGUGGUUAUGCACAGUCACCAUACAUGUAUACACUAGUCCAUAAUCCUCAAUCACAACCUGAAUUCAAAUAUAAUAGGGCCCAUAUCAGUACUAGAAAUAUUAUAGAAAGGUUUAAUGGUGUAUGGAAAAGAAAAUUUGCAUGUUUGAAUAGAAAACUGCAAAAUAAUCUGGCAAAUACAUGUAAUAUUAUAGUGGCAUGUGCUGUGCUAUAUAAUAUUAGUAUUGAGACCAAUCAAGAAAUGAUUGAACCCUUAACCAAUCUUGCUGUAGUUCCAGUACCUCACACUGGUGAUACAGCACAAGGUAGUGUUAUAAGGGCUGCAUUUAUAGCAAGACAUUUUAGUUAACACCUACAUCUUAUUAUGUUUUUAUACAUACAUUUUUUUAUAUGUUACUUUAUUUUUUUAAAUGUUACUUUAAGGAAAAUUUAAAUAUUAAUCUUUACUAUUAUUGUUAUAUUAAUAAGUUUGUUAAAUACUGUUCACAACUAAAUUUUUGGAUGAU